AUGAAAUGUAAUGGAAAAGUAGGUUAUUUUUUAAAUCUGAAAAAAGAAUAUGGAGAUAGAGCUGAUAUAAUAUUUAAAAAAUUAGAAGAAAAAAAUGUUCAGGGUGCAUUUAUAACAGAUUUUAUAAAAAUUGAUUUUAUUAAUAUAACCAAAGUUUUAUUAUUUUUGAUAAAAAAUAAUAAGGUAAGAACUUGUUUCGAUGGCUUAUAUAUUGACAAAAAAUAUAGUAAUUUUUUUUUUCUUGAAAAUGAAAAAGUUUUUAAUGAAAUAGACAAAAACGAGAAAAGCAAGAAAAAUGACGAAAUUGAAAAAGUUGAUGAAAACAUUUUAGUUAAUAAUGGAAUAAAUUUAUGUGUAAGCAAUUCUGAGGAAAUACAAGAUGAUUUAAAUAAGUCUAAAUGUAUAAAAGGAAAUAUGAAAAAUAAUUUAAAUGAAAAUACAAAUGAAUAUCUAGAGAAUAAUUCAGAAAAUGCCAAAAAUUAUUAUAAAAAAAUAAUUAUACAAAAAUCAGAAUUAUUAAAUAUAAAUGAUAUUAUGAAUUAUGAUGGAAGCAUUGAAAAUAUCAAUAAAAUAAUGUAUUAUUUAAAUCCUUGCUCGGUUAUAUCAGCUUACUUCAUGAAUAUAAAAAAAAAUGAAUGUGUGUUAGAUAUGUGUGCUUCUCCUGGUGGCAAGUCAUUAGUUAUAGCAAAUAAAUUAUUUGGCUAUGGCUCAUCUCCAUUAAAUAGAAUUAAUAAUAUUAAUAUAAAUGAUAAAGAUAUUGAAAUAAAUUGUUGUUUAAAUAUGGUUAAUUAUUAUAAAAUGAAUAGAGAAGGGUUAUUAGUUAUUAAUGAAUAUAAUAAAGUUCGAUAUGAUAGAUUAAAACAAGUAUUAAAUAAAUACUUACCAAAUGAUUUAACUAAUUCUAAUAAUAUACAUAUAACUAAUUAUAAUGGUUUAAAUUUAAAUUCUUUCAUGAGAUUUCCUAAAUUUCAUAAAAUUUUGUUAGAUGUUCCUUGCUCUUCUGAUGGGUAUUUAUUAAAAAAAAAUACUAAUGAUAUAAAAAAGUGGUCUUUUAAUAUUAUUAAAAAUAAUUCUAAUGUCCAAAUUAAAUUAUUGUAUAACUCUUUUCAUUUACUUCAUUUAAAUGGUUUUAUAAUUUAUUCUACAUGUGCAUUAUCACACUAUGAAAAUGAUUAUGUUAUUGAAAAAUUAUUAAAAAAAUUUGGAAAUCAAGUUAAAAUUAUUGAUUUCAUUGAAGAAGAAUUUCAAAGACAAUAUAAAAAAAUUUUGUAUAGUCUUCAAAGAAAUAAUAAUAUGAAAAAUUAUGUAACAGAAAAUAUUUCUGAUAAAACAAAUGAUCUUAAAUCUGAAAAUAUAUAUAACAGUAAAGAGGAUAAUGAUAAAAAUAAUCUUAAAAGUAGUGUUUCUAAUAAUUGUAACUCUGAUGAUAGUAAUUUUAAUUAUCAAAAUUCUAAUGAUCACAAUAAUAGCACAUUUUACAAUAAUAAAUUUAAUGAAUUUAAAGAAAAAAGUAAAUUUUUAAAAUUUUUUGAGAAGACAAAAUAUGGUUAUAUUUCUUUACCUGAUAAGUCCCCAUUUGGUAUUUUGUAUAUUUGUAAAAUUCAAAAAAUUUAA
This is a messenger RNA of Plasmodium relictum, 1614 nucleotides long. Its product is annotated as tRNA m5C-methyltransferase, putative. Gene Ontology annotation, cellular component: mitochondrial large ribosomal subunit. Gene Ontology annotation, molecular function: methyltransferase activity. Gene Ontology annotation, biological process: rRNA methylation. The transcript has a single exon. NCBI's taxonomy places the organism in Eukaryota, Apicomplexa, Aconoidasida, Haemosporida, Plasmodiidae. The record is from RefSeq and is a predicted model, not a curated record. Bases 1 to 1614 code for a protein of 537 amino acids.